Messenger RNA from Drosophila sulfurigaster albostrigata, 4438 nucleotides. RefSeq names its product histone-lysine N-methyltransferase 2D. Bases 736 to 3285 code for a protein of 849 amino acids. The transcript is spliced from 3 exons. Lineage: Eukaryota; Metazoa; Arthropoda; Insecta; Diptera; Drosophilidae. Gene Ontology annotation, molecular function: nucleic acid binding; zinc ion binding. The record is from RefSeq and is a predicted model, not a curated record.
UGUCAUCAACCCUAUCAGUUGGUUGCAUUAUUUUUGCUUGGAGCAGCGAAGAAAAUUUUGUGAAUACUCAGGCGGAAUUAAAAUGAUGUAAAGUGCGCAAAUGUAAUUACAAAAGAAUGAGUUCAAUUAUGUGGUCAGAGCCAAAUAAAUAAAAAGUGUUCAUGCGUUAUUUAUAGUCGGAAAAAAUACAUGCAAAAGAAAUAGCAGCAGUCGCAGCAUUCUGUGGCAGCGACGAGUAGCGAGUAGAUUGUAUUUGGAGUCUCUCUGGCCACAUUGGUGCAGCAGCAGCGCCCGCAAAUGUAUGCGACAAGCAACAACAAGAACAAUAAAAACAACAACAACUAGUUGUGGGCAGCAGCAGUCUUUGUGAAGCAUACAAAGAAGAAGCAGAAGCGAAAAGAAGAGAAACAACACACACAAAAAGUUAGAACAAAAUAAAACGUGCGUAAAAGUUAAUUAGCUGCCGCUUGCUUAGCGACGAGCUUAAAGGAGUGAGUGAUUGAGAGGGCAAGUUGAAUAUCAGCAGCUGCUGCUCUAAAGAAUUCGACAUAUUAGCUAUAUUUUUUCUUUAUUAUUUUUGUUGUUGCGGUUUUUGCACCCACCAGACGUAACUAGAGCAGCAGCCACUCUACAAACACAUACGCAUACACAAACACAAAUAAACAAACACACAUACAUAGAAAUCCUUUGGGUAGACUUAGCAGUAGAUGCGUGCGAGCCGCAACAAGAUUGGAAAUGAUUUGUCCAAAAGACGUGCUGCAGUGGUUUAAGACUCUGGAGAGCUACAAACGCAUCGAUACCAUGUGUUCAUUGCUCGAAGCGUGCCUGCCCUUUGAGCUACGCUUUCUGGGCACCUGCCUGGAGGAGCUCGGGCGCCGAGAUUCGCCCGAGUUUCGCAGCAUGGAGUUACGUGCGAACAAUCCACAGGAUCUGGCCACCGAUAUGCACAACUGUCAGAAGGGUGAGCCAACUGACAUCAAGAUUCGACGAAAGAUGGCUUUAUAUUUGGCCAUGAUACGCGCCUGUAAUCGCAGCUGUGUUACCGAAAUAUUUCGCACCCUCGAGUGCUGGGGCGAAAGAGAUUUUGCCAGCAUGAGCGAUCAGGAUACGUUGCUGGAGCUGUUGCUUGUCUACACAAUGGCCGCCAGACAUCCGGUAUUCUCGUACCAUCAGCAUACCAAAUGUGGUGAGAUUUUGGCUAAGAUCAAGGAGGUGAAACGUGUCACGGACGAAACAACGCAAACUGAGAGUCCGCCUCAGCAGCAACAGCAGCAGCCACCGCAACUCCAACAGCAGCAGCAUCCGCAACUUGUGCUGCAUCAGCAGCAACAACAACCGGGUCAAUCGCAACCACAGCCGUCGUAUCAUUCACAGAUGGUGCAAAUGUUGCAGACGCCGCAAGGAACAACUCCAAUGAUAUUUUCACAACAUUGGCCCAAACUUAUGCCUAGCAAUGAAGUCGAUGGCAUGUCACAUUUGAUGCCAUCCAACAUCACCAUUCCAGCGGACUCAAAUGCCAUAGCUGCGGCAGCGGGCGCUUGGUCUAUGCGCAGCAUGUAUGCGGCGCCGCCGCCACCGCAACAUGGACAACAGAGCAGCAUGGACCAUCAGGUGCCGCCGCCUCCACAAGCCAGCUCGCCCAUGUUGAGUAGUCAGCAGUCAUCUCCAUCGAGCAGUCGCACCACAAGUCCACAGCGUGAGCGUGUGGGCAGUGCGCCAUUACAGCAACAACAACAGCAGCAGCAGCAACUGCGAAGUUUGUCGCAGCGCAUAACAGGCGGUGUUAAAAAUGUACGUCGACCGUCGGUGGAAACAACGCCACCACCUCCAUCAUCAUCCUCAUCCAUUGGCAGUGGAGACCCAACCAUGUCUGCACAGCAUGGCAAGCACUUGGAUGAGAGUAUCAGCGAAAGUGGCGGCACCUCUACAGGAGCAAGCCUGCCCAGUAUUAUACGCAACAGUUUUCCGAGAGCGGUGCAUCAGCGUAUUAAUGCGAAUGCUUAUAUGUCACCUCACCAGCAACAGCAGCAGCAGUCGCCGGUGAGUCAACAGUCGCAGCAGCAACAGCAGCAGCACUAUCAGAUGAAUAACUACAUUAAACCCAGCACGAUUGUUUACACUAUGCAUAACAUGCAUAUUAAUGAUGAUGGCAGCGGCUCAAUGAGGAGCAUAAAUUCUAGUAAAAGCGCUGCAACAACUGGUAGUGAAUCGGGCAGCUCGAAUGGAUCGUGUGGUGAGAUAUCGCCACCGGAAACGCCAACGCCGCUCUCGAUGCAUUGUACGGUAGGUACAGGCAUGCCCCUUGUGCCUGGUUAUCAGCAGCCUCAGCCGCAGCAGCAGCAACAACACCAACAACAACAGAAACAACACCAUCUGAGCUAUAAGCAACAACAGCAGAUGAAUCUACAGCAGCGUUUAAAUGGACGCAAUGGAGUGGAAAAGAGCUACCAGCAAAUUUACACGACGAGCAAUCCCAGCGAUGCUCAGAGUUUACAACAACAACAACAGCAGCAGCAGCAACAAGCGCUGCUCAUAAGUCCAUCAGCAGUGAGUACACCAACAACAACGGUGAUACUACAGCCUCAACAACAACCACAGCCAACAGCCACAGCGUACAAUACAGCCACAUAUCCAUAUCAUACGGCAAGCCCGCGAGGUCCACCACAGACUUUAAUUCAGGCACAUAAUGCGCCUCCCCCGCAAGCGUUACACCAUCCAUUUCGUUUUCCACUGGCGCCACCGCAUAAUGGUGAACUGCUUUAUCCAGCAUACCAUGCCGGAUUGGCCUUUUCGCCAGUACCCGUAACAGCUGCGACCGCUGGUGCGCCCACCGCUUUGGCGGGUGGACAAAUGCGCAACUCAGCUGCCACCGUUGCAGUUGUGAGUACGAAUGCCGUUACAGUGCAAACACAAACACCCACGUCCCAACAUCAACAACAGCAGCAACAAUUGUUGGCUGCAACGGUGCCGACGACGCCGUAUACAACAAUGAAUGUUUGUCCUAUAACCGGUGUUAGCAGCGGCAUCACCCAGAAGGUAAUUUCUUGCUAUAAUUGUGGCUCGCAGACACAUAGUGGACGUGAUUGCCAGGAGGCCUCCAUGGAAGAUGUGACACGCAGUGCCACCUACAAACUGGACUACAGCACGUCAACGAAUCCCAGCGGUGGCGGCAUCCCUGACACUUCCAUAGAACACAAGGAAGCGCCCGGCAGCAUUCUGAAAAACGUCACAGGGACAACGCCAACGCCGUCGUCGGCAACGGUGGUAUCAGGUAUUGGCAAAUAGACGGUGCAUAUGCAUAACAACAGAAUAUAUAUACACACAUGUGAAUGUAUAUAUAAAUACAUAUACACAUUUCGAUUUAUAAUUAAUACUUAUUGUAAUUCUUAACUAUUAACACAAUUUCAACAUUUAUUAUGAAUGUAAAAUCGCGGAAAUCAAAUUUCACGCCUUAGCCACUUCUCUUUAUUGUUUAAGCCAUUUUUAAAUUGCGAUCGCCACAGUAUGUCGCCCGUAAAAUAGAAACUUACAACCUUGCAUACCACAGGGAAAUUAUAUAUGUAUAUAAAAAUAUAUAUACAAAUAUAUAUACAGAAUGCAUCUCCACUUCUCUAAAUAUGAAUACAUUAAGUGGACAAGCAAAAAAUGAGCAAUAGAAUGCUUAGUAUUGAAGCGAUUGAUUUAGAAUUCACGAAGAAUACUUAGUAGGGCAGAGGAGGAAAAUAUACGAAGUGUAGCAACUAUCAAAAAAAUUAAUAAUGACAUUUGUAUAGCAACUAAUGCAGAGGACUCCACGCAAUUCAAAUAGCUAUAAAAUCUAUUCAAAUUGCGUGCAUAAUGUACUAAAACUAUAAUUUUAAGAAAAAGGAAAAAACUAAAUUUAACAAAAAAGGAAAAAAGAAAAAAAUAUAUAAAGUAGAUUACAUUAAAAUGUUAGCAAAUACCUUUCAAAAACUGUAUAAACAAAUGUGCGCACAGCACACCAACACAAAUACAUAAACACACACACACAUAAAGUGCUAGGUUGUGUGUGAUUAGUUAACGUUAUCUAUUAAUAUAAUUAUACAUUAAUUUUUUCUUGCUAGUAAUUAUUUAUUUUCUGCGCCUUGUUUGAUCGAAAAAUAAUUUAGCAUCGGUUUUUACAUUGUAUUAUAGUAUCUUAGACAACUAUUUGAAUAUGGAAGGCAUUAUUUUCCCCUAUUUUUUUUAUAUUAUCUCAAACUAUUUGACCAUAAAUUUAAUGCAUAAAUCAUACGUAUACAUAACGAUAAUCAAUAUUGUCCAGGUUGAGAUUUAUGGCAAAUAUCACGCCCACAAUUAUAAUCUAAUUACUUGUGUUUCGGUUACUUGUGUAAAAACGUUGUUACCUUUUUUAUGAAAGUGAAACAAGAACAGAUAAACAAAAAAAAAAAAAAAACGAAAAUAAAAAAAUAUAAAA